AUGGGCGAUUUUCAACGUAAACUAAAAGAAGGCGAAAUAUUACGCUAUAAAUCAAGUUUUCUGGGCAAAAAAUGGAAAGAAUGUUGGGCUGUGUUAUACAGUGAUUCCGAAUUCGUAUGGUAUGAUAAAAAGGGUGAUUCAAAACCGUCCGGUUCAGUUUUCCUUAAGAAUGUUGUACCAUACACUUGUGUCGGACCAAUGUGUGAUCGAAUGCCAGUACGUCGACCAGAAUUACCACAACGAUAUUCGUUGUAUCAUUUAGUGGGUAUUGGAAUGGAUGCACAAGCAAGCAAAGUUCAUUGGCUUCUGUUCUCUUCCGAUUCUGAUUUAGAGUCAUGGUUUACGGAAAUUAUGAAAACUUUACCGAAACCAAAUCCACCGCCACCACCACCAGCUAAUAAUGCUCAACAAUUGCCAACAGCUGGACCUAAUGUACCGCCACCCACUUAUAAUCCUCCUCCGGUAUAUCCCAGUAGUCCACCUCAAAUGACCAAUACGUAUCCUAGUCAACCGGUUUAUAAUCCAGCAACAAAUCCAGUAGCGCAACCUCCAAUGUAUCCAUCAACCGUUCCAAAUUAUGGUGGUGGUGCUGGUGGUACCACAGUUAUUAUUGAUAGAAAUGGAGGUGGUUAUGGACCACGAUAUGGUGGUGGUGGCGGUGGCGGUGGUGGUAGCAGUGGUCCUGGUCUUGGGACUGGCAUGUUAAUGGGGUCAUUACUGGGCUUUGGCUUAGGAAGUAUGUGGGGUGGUGGUUUACAUUCUGGAUUUGGUUUUGGUGGUCAUUGCUAUCCAUCACAUCUGGGAAUGGGCAGUGGUUUUGGUGGAGGAUAUGUGCAGGAUAACGAUACUUAUAUUACAAACAAUUAUUAUGUCGGUGAUUCCGGAAAUAGAGAUGCAAUUGGUGAACAUAAUACGGAAUCAUCAACUGUUGCUGAUACAACAAAUUCAACAAAUAAUCAGGAUACAAUGCAAGAUUAUUACGGUGGUUAUGAUGUGAGCGGAGGCAAUCGUGAUAAUUAUGACGGUGAUGGUGGCGGUUAUGACAUAGGAGAUGAUUAUGAUGAUUCAGGUGGUUAUGAUAUAGGUGGUGACGAUUUUGGUGGCGGUGAUUUUGAUGGUGGUGAUUUUGGUGGAGGAGAUUGGUAA
Molecule: messenger RNA, 1146 nt
Organism: Brugia pahangi
Lineage: Eukaryota; Metazoa; Nematoda; Chromadorea; Rhabditida; Onchocercidae
Source: the annotation of a GenBank genome assembly